Molecule: messenger RNA, 261 nt
Organism: Clunio marinus
Lineage: Eukaryota; Metazoa; Arthropoda; Insecta; Diptera; Chironomidae
Source: the annotation of a GenBank genome assembly
AUGAAAAUUGCUACUCGUGUAGCAAAAACAAGACAUAAAUCAAAGAUGAAGAGAUCAGAAGAAGGUCAUUGGGAGAAGAAUUUCCCCGAGAUUUUAUUUCACCAGCCACAAGCUCGUGAUAAAUGGGAAAAAAUCUUUCAUUCCUUCAAUUAUUCAACAAAAGUUGUUUUUAUUGAAAAGCUUUAUUCAAAUCGUCACGUGGUUAUCAUCGAUAAAAGAAGAAGUUUCUUCGAUGAUCUCGAAACUGAAGGGUGUGAAUAA